Molecule: messenger RNA, 2178 nt
Organism: Mytilus californianus (California mussel)
Lineage: Eukaryota; Metazoa; Mollusca; Bivalvia; Mytilida; Mytilidae
Product: G-protein coupled receptor dmsr-1-like
Exons: 1
Coding region: 182-1426 (414 amino acids)
Biological process (GO): G protein-coupled receptor signaling pathway
Cellular component (GO): membrane
Molecular function (GO): G protein-coupled peptide receptor activity
Source: RefSeq, a predicted model, not a curated record
GGUGUGUAAAGAUUGCAUUAGUCAAAGUGAAAUAUUGAAUCACUCCGUCAACGUCCGCAAGAGAAACGAUCAAAAGAGAAGAGGAAAGAAGUAGUUCCUUGGAUACAAAUUAAAUUGAGUACGUGAUUAAUCACUACAGGUCUCAAAGAUCAACUACUACAUUAAUUUGUUUUCAGUCAUAAUGUUACAUAGCUCCCUUAAGUAUUUUAUUAAUAACGGAACAAAUUCAAAUAUCAAUGUUAGUGGUGAAAUCUACAUGCUUCAUGAAACGAGUACUAUGGGUAACUACGUAGCGUCCGUACAAGAAAUUUCCGAACUGAAACAAUUUGAGAAUUUUUAUAAACCUAUUCAUGGCUACUUAGCCGCAUGUGUUUGUGUAUUUGGAGUGCUGGCGAAUAUAUUAAAUAUAGUUGUGUUGACGCGGAAGAAUAUGCUUACGUCAACAAACGUCAUUUUAACUGGAUUAGCAAUUUCGGAUGGACUAACAAUGGCAUUGUAUUUUCCAUGGGCAUUAGGAAUGUACAUUAUAAAUGGUGUUGAAGCCCGACCGUCCAGGGAUACGUACCAAUUGGCUCAAUUCCAAAUGGCAUAUGCUAUAAUGAGCGUAAUAGUGCAUUCAGUAUCGAUUUGGCUGACCGUCACGCUUGCCGUCUUUCGAUAUGUUUUUAUCAGAUUUCCGCGCAGAGGUGUUCGACUUUGUAACAUAGAACGGGCUAAAACGGCGUGCGGUAUAGUGGUUGCGGCUGUCUUAUUUGUAUGCUUACCAAAUUCACUAACCUACGAGAUAGUUGGAGAAUGGUAUAAUGUUACAUUAACGGACGGAACCUACGUAAAUGGAACGGUUUAUUGGGUUGAUGUGAAAAGUGCCACGGGAUUUUGGGAAGUAUUUAAAAAUCUAAACUUCUGGAUUCAGGCUAUUUUUAUAAAGCUGUUACCAUGUUUUCUUCUAACAGUGUUCAGUCUGUUGCUACUUAAAACAAUGAGAGACGCUGAGAAAAGACGUAAGCGACUACUUAAUAAAGUUCCUUUGUCGGACGGUGAAAGUGGUGCUCUCAGCAGUGGAAGUAAUACUGGUAAGAAAAUAAAAAAGACAAGCAGAAGCAACAGAACAACUCGCAUGUUGCUUACUGUGGUUUUCAUGUUUAUAAUAACAAAUACGCCACAGGGUAUUCUUAGUGUCCUAAGCGGCCUUAUAGAUGAGUUUUUUCACAAUGUGUACAUGCCACUAGGAGAUUUAUUGGACAUUAUGACAUUGCUAAAUAAUGGUAUAAAUUUUGUUUUGUAUUGUACUAUGAGUAAACAAUUCCGUGAGACAUUUAUUAAAAUAUUUGUGAAAAAUUCUAUGGGCGCUAAUAAUGGUGUACGUAAAACUACCACGUAUAUAACGGCACAAGAUACACAAGCUACGCGCGAUUCUGAUGUGUAAACCUUGCUUAAUAUUGUUUGUAGAUAUUGUAUCAUCAUGACAGCAAAUGUUAUAAAUCAAAUAGUGCAUGUUUCCCUUCUUUUUGGUCAAAUUUUCAAUAAAAGAAGUCAUUACAAAUGUAUUAAAAAAUGACUUACUAAUAAUAAGUAUAAUUAUAUUUUCAUAGUUUCGUCGACUGAUAGGGCAACCUUGCACUUAUCAAUUUACCUUUCCGAAAAAAAAUAUUAAGAAGAGUUUGAACCAUAUAUCAAUUAAUUCAAUAUUGAAUGAGUGUGUAUGUGUGUGUGUAUGGUUUGUGCUUGUACUCGUUGGAAUAUGUACCAAGCUUGUAUUUACAACACUCCUAAUUUUCAUUUAUUUUCAUUAGCAUCAGUGUAUACACAUUUUUUGUAAAAUCUAUGAAUAUUCAGAGAAAAAAUGCAUAUUAAUAGAUGUGAAUAUUCAGAGAAAAAAUAGCAUAUUGAUAGAUGUUAUUAACAGAAAAGUAAAUAAUGGACCAAAUAAAUUAAGGAUAGGGACAAAUGGACCCCCAAACAAUAUAGAAUAAUGGGGUGCUCGAAUAAAAAAGAUUUAAGAAUAAUGGGGAAUCAAAGAAUUGAGAAAAAAAUAGCUGGAAAAAAAGCGAAUACAAAAAUGACGACCCACCCCCUCCGGACCCCCUUGUAUAUGUUUGAUUGUUGUUAAUUAAUAUGCUUUUCUUUCCCUAUUAUUUUUAAAGCUAUGUUAAUGAAAUAAUAAAGUAUAUAAAAGUC